Molecule: messenger RNA, 2645 nt
Organism: Polypterus senegalus (gray bichir)
Lineage: Eukaryota; Metazoa; Chordata; Cladistia; Polypteriformes; Polypteridae
Gene: peak3
Product: PEAK family member 3
Exons: 4
Coding region: 634-2373 (579 amino acids)
Biological process (GO): protein phosphorylation
Molecular function (GO): protein kinase activity; ATP binding
Source: RefSeq, a predicted model, not a curated record
AGCCAAAGCAUCAAACGAGGGUCCCGUCCCAUUCCCGGAUUUCUCCAUCUCUGACGGGCUCAUAAGCUGUCAGCCGAGGAGACUUCAUGAGAAAGAGGAUGUGAAGACGAGUUUUUGUGUAACGGACGCUCACGGUAGAGAAGCAGCUGCUUUCAGCAUCCAGCCCCCAAACCUCAAAGAUAAGGGCAAGAUAAAAAAAAAAAAAAGAAAUAAAAAGCAGGGGAAGGAAGGAAGGGUUCUGAAGGUGACUGAGAGACAAGAAAACGGAGGAGAGACGGAGAGAGACACGCCGGCAGCAUGGACAGCAGCUCGGGACAGCGGGACGCCCGGCUACCGCCAGCACUGCCCGCCAAGCUUCGGAGGUGAGUGCCUUGGCCCCGCCUUAUCUCUGCCAUCAUCCCGGUGUCCCUCUCCGUUCGGCGUGCAGGCCUGACCCCCACACCGCGGCCGUUAUGUGAUGAAACAGCUAAGGGGAAGGAGCCGCUUCACUCGUAACGGUCGCUUGUCACCUCCACGGCUUUCAAAAGAAGCUCAUGGAGCAAACGGCUUGUGGUGUUGUGCAAAGGCGCGGCCCUCCGGGCUCAAACCAUCCUGUGUCAUUCAACACUCAGGCAGCGCUACUCGGCAGCCAGCAUGAGCAGCUCGGGCUCCAGCAUCGGGACGGAGAUGGAGGGCAGCAGCCCAGCUUUCUCUCCAGGACCUGAAGCAAUCUUCACAGCGACAGACCAGCAGGCAGAGGGCAGUAAGCAGGCCACCUCGGAUGCCACCUACGUCAAUGUGGGUUUCAGACGCCACACCCCGCCCAGCUCUUCCCGCUGCCACUGGGCAAACCACAAGGCACUUUCCCAUGACAGCCCUCAGGGGGAAGCACAGAAGCCACCACCCUUACCCAGAAAGUUGACCCGGGCACACUCCGUGCCCGGUGGCAGCCUGUUUCCCACUCAGUUCAUGCAUACGAGUCCGAGUCCUGGGCAGCUUGGCCCCAUCUAUUGCCCCUCGGAGUCUGAGCCUCCACCAGUUUUCACUGCACCUCGCAGUCCUUUGUACUGCAGUAGCUUUCCACAGAGCCCUACAAUGGGGGUCCCCAGAGCAGCCAUGUCAGAGCUCAACUUUGACACCCCCGACCAGGACCUGAAAAAAUAUUUCACAGACCUGCACAACAGGGAGCUGGUGCACCAGGAGCUGAUGGAACGCAACCGCCUGUCUCUGAGAGAUAUUGCAGCUCAUCUGGAGGCCCAGUUACAAGAAGAGAUUCUUCAACAGGAUGAUCACGAGGUUCCCAUGGACCUGCAGCUGGCUAAAGAGGAGGCACUCUGCGAAUCGGGCGAUGCACUCUAUUAUGCCGCCUGCUCGGCCACUUCAGUGGAGAAGCUGUUCACCAUCAAGGUCUACAAAGUACCACCAGGACCUGACGUCGAACUGAACAUUCAGAAGGAGCUGCCACCCCAUUUCAAUGUCCAGAAGCUUCAUGCCCACUUCCACUUUGGUCUACCAGUCACAGACAAUAAUAAUGUGGCACUGGACAACGACGAAGGCCAGCUACCUAGGAGCCCCAUCUCAGUUGUGGGGGAGGCUCCAGCGGAGACGCUUCAGGACUUUGUGCGCCGGUCGUCCUCUCUACACGCCACGCAGCCUCUGAUUUAUGAGCGGCUCAUCUGCCUGCUGCUCCUUCAGCUGUGCGAGGGCCUGCAGCACCUCAAGAGCCACAAAGUCACCCACUGCGCACUCCGACUGGAGAAUCUCCUGCUGCUGCCCACAACUCAAGACCACGAGCUUCCACGUCUGCUGAUCAGCAACUUCUCUCGGGCUAAGCAGAAGUGCGUCGGCCAGAAUCAAGAUGGCUACUGCAAUCAGGACCGCCUGGCACCAGAAUUGAUCAGCGUAUCCCAGUACAAAAAAGCGGAUGAAUUUCAGCUGGGGAUUUUAAUCUAUGAAUGCCUCCAUCAGUCCAACCCCUUUGCAAGCAGUAUAGAGCUCAGCGAUGGGGAAUAUCGGCCCCAAGACCUCCCCAGUAUCCCCCAGAACACCAUCUACUCAUCUGGUCUCCAAAAACUCUCCCACCUACUCCUGGAACCAGAGCCUGCAACACGGAUGCCAGUGUCAGAGGCCAAGUGUGUCCUGCAGGCACUCCUCUGGGGUCCACGAGAGGAUCUUUUUCAUGAAAACCAGAUGACCCCCUUCCUGACCUCUAACUGGAUAGAGGUGAAGCGCUGUGUGCUAAUGCUUAGGCAGGCUGAGACGGCCAUUGAGAGAAAAGCUCUGCGUGCAGACCUGGAACAUUGGCUGAUGGUGCGCUACUUCACUACAGCUACACCCCAAACAAUCUUCCACGCAGCCCACCAGCUCCAGCUUUUCAGGCUCCAGGACCCCUGAACCCUGCCAUUUCAACUGCUACCAGCAGCAGCUGCCACAGCUUGGGAGGAGGAGAUAUAGUAAAGUACCUCCGCCAUGACCCACACUUCUUAUAUGCAGGAAAUGGCAAACAAAAUAAAAAAUAUGAAUAAAACUGAGCCGUUUGUGAGUAUGCGCAGCUGAGAAUCUUCAAUGCUCCUUGUAAAAGAUAAAAUAAGGAACAGAGAGACAUAUACAGUGGUGUGAAAAACUGUUUGCCCCCUUCCUGAUUUCUUAUUCUUUUGCAUGUUUGU